This is a messenger RNA of Cylas formicarius (sweet potato weevil), 2143 nucleotides long. RefSeq names its product transcription factor LBX2-like. The transcript has a single exon. The annotation marks the transcript as partial. NCBI's taxonomy places the organism in Eukaryota, Metazoa, Arthropoda, Insecta, Coleoptera, Brentidae. Gene Ontology annotation, biological process: regulation of DNA-templated transcription. Gene Ontology annotation, molecular function: DNA-binding transcription factor activity, RNA polymerase II-specific; DNA binding. The record is from RefSeq and is a predicted model, not a curated record.
UUUCCAGAUGGUCAGAGCCACCUGAACCUGUUCAACUCGCGGCAGCAGCCGAAAAAGAAGCGAAAAUCCCGGACCGCGUUCACCAACCAUCAAAUCUACGAGCUGGAGAAAAGAUUCCUCUACCAAAAGUAUCUCAGUCCGGCUGAUAGAGAUGAAAUUGCCGCGAGUUUAGGACUGACGAAUGCCCAAGUGAUAACGUGGUUCCAGAACCGACGGGCCAAGCUGAAAAGAGACCUGGAAGAGCUGAAGAAGGACGUGGAGAGUACAAAGUAUUUGACCGUCCAAAAAAGCUUCCUGGAAAAUGUACAAGAUUUGGGCGUCUUGAAAAAGAAGCCGGUUGUAAAUGAGGACGAUUGUCCGAAAAAUUUGGUUGUUAGUUCCGAUAAAUAAAUGUUAAGUUUUUUUUUAUGUUUUGUACGUACUAAAUAGCGUUAGGUGUUGAUCUUUCUUGACUUUAUUCUCUUUAUCCUCCAGAGAGGAUGUUUUACUAAAAAUGAAUGUUUUAAUUCUUCAAGAAAUAGUUAGUAACCACGAUGCGAUAUGAACAAUUUUUUCCAAAUGUAUUUAUGGAUUCCAUGUAUCUAAAUAUAGUUCUACACUUCACAUUUAAUAUUUUGAAGUAAACUUGAUUGUAGAGAUUUAAGGGAUUUCAUGAAUAUUAAAUAGAAAUUCAUACAGUGUGUUCGAAUUUGAUAUGAAGGAGACAAGUAAAUUUUGCUAGUGUUUUGUUUUUAUACGUGUAAUUUAUCCAAAUGCGUCUAGGAUUGGUACUGUAUAUUUUUUUGAUAAAUUUAAUAAUUAAUACAGUUCUAAGUGCAUUUUGUACUUAAGUCCUGUUAAAUAUUUUAAAGUCCAAUUUUUGCGACAAUAAUCCUACCGACAAUAGUAUAUUAUGCAACAAGUGCGGUAAACGGCAUUUGACUCAUGAGUUUAUUUUACUCGAGCGGAGCGAGUGUUUAAUAAACGAGUGAUUUCAAAAGAUAACCGAACGUGUUGCAUACUAUACUUUUUCUACGACCGUUAGUUUUUCGGUACAUUUUCGCAAAACAAUACGCAAAACAAUACGAAUACACUCACUGACAUCAGACCGUCAGAAUUAACAAAUGUCAAAAUUCAAGCCGUGCGGUAAAACCCGGAAAUAUCCGAAGUGGCUCGGAUCCGUGGGAAACGAAAGUGACGUGGUAAAGUGACACUUCCAGCAUACUAGAUCGGUGUGUAAUUAGGUAUUUUACAGACGGGAGUAGAAAAACAUUUUUUUAUUUAUUAAUUACAUACCGGAGGAAUAACUCUUUAUACGAUUUUUAUAUUGGUUGUUGUAUUGGUUAGAAUAACUAUUUUUUCUAUAAUUUUUUGUCGAAAGAGAAACUUAUUUGGAUUUGGGCGUAAAGGGUGCAAAAACUACAUCAUGGGUAAAGUCAAUCAAAGUUCAAAUUUAUACACACUGUAAAGCGUGAGUCAACGAUAGAGUAUUUCAUUGGUUUCAAAAUUUAUGAAAAAAUGGUAAAAGCAAAACAGAAAUUUAUUUGGAUUUGAUCGUAGAGGAUGCAAAAACUACAUCAUGGGUGAAGACAAGUUCAAAGUUCAAAUGUAUACACACUCUACAGUAAAGUUCAUUUUCUCGUAAGUUUCAAAAGUUAUGAGAAAAUGGUAAAAAUUGAAAUAUUGAAAAAGCUAAUAUUUCAAAACAAAAUUUAAAUAUAGGGUAUUCCAUUAAUAAAAUAUAUGUUUCAUUCGUUACGUUUCUUAGGGCCGCCAUGUAUACAUUGGGUAAAAUGAUUUUAAAUUGUGCAUCUUAAUCUGUCCAACUUCCUGUACACGCAGAUUAACAAGAAAUAAUAUUGGGAUAAAUUUAUAAUUUUGUUGAUUUACAAUUCUUUAUAGUUUUAAAAUAAUGUGGAAUAUUCGUUUCAGGUCAACAUUGUAAAGCACUGUAAAUAUAAAAUGUAAAUACUGUAAAAUAUAACGAGAUGUACUGUAAAACGUGUAAAUUAUAUUUAAACGAAAUGUAUUUAAUGUAAUAUUUAUUGAUUGGUCCGUAGAACGGAAAACUUGCAAUAUAUAUUUCCACGUACGUACGUAUAGAAAAAUUUGAUGUCCGUGACAUGGCUUAACCUAUUUUAAACCUGCCGUACAGUUGAUGUAA